CAAGGCGCUCUUUAAGCUUCUGCGCGCGACACAGAGCGGCCAUUCAUCGCCGAGGGGGCAGGGGACGGAGCUGCAGCGUCACAGGGUUCUGUACACGGACCAACCAUUCCCAUGUUAAACCACUGAACAUCACAUUUGGUGGUGUCUGGGUGAAGCUGCUGUUCAUAUCACACCCGGAGACAAGGAGCGGGGAACCUUUAAAAAACGUUCCUUUAAUAGUUCUGGUGUGAACCGCCAGUAGAAAGAGCGAAAACAUAUAAGCCUGGGGCACAUUAUUCAUCUAUUAACACUUCAUACAAGACGACACUUGUAUGACCCAUUUCACUUCUUAAAAAAUCCCAAAUCGGGCUUUCUUUAGCGCAAAAAAACAAACAAAACACAACCAUGUCGGGUGAGGAGCACAGCCUAUCAGAGGCCGAGAUGAGCCCAGGAGGCUCCGAGGACUGUCACUCGCUCUCCCCGACUCACCCUCGGGCCGCGGCGGGCCACGAAUCGCCCCUCGAUGGCCAGUCCCAACAGCUGACGGCCCUCUGCGGCGCCGAGAGCGGCGGGGAAGACGGGGGACGCACGGUGCCGAAGACCGAGGAGGAGGACGACCGUUUCCCCAUCGGCAUCCGCGAGGCCGUCAGCCAGGUGCUGGACGGGUACGAUUGGACCCUCGUGCCGAUGCCCGUGCGGGUAAACAGCGGGAACAAGAGCAAGCCGCACGUGAAGAGGCCGAUGAAUGCCUUCAUGGUCUGGGCGCAGGCCGCGCGCCGGAAGCUUGCCGACCAGUACCCCCACCUGCACAACGCAGAGCUCAGCAAGACCCUUGGCAAACUCUGGAGGCUCUUGAACGAGGGCGACAAGCGGCCAUUCAUCGAGGAGGCGGAGAGGUUACGGAAGCAACACAAGAAAGACUACCCGGAAUACAAGUACCAGCCCCGGCGACGCAAGAACGGAAAGCUCGGCCCCACCGCCGACGCUGACGGCCAGGGGGAGGGGGAGGCGAGCCACUCCCAGUCCCAUUACAAGACCCUCCACCUGGAACACAACGGUGGCGGCGGGUCCCCGCUGGGAGACCUGCACCACCACCACCAUCACCACCACCACCCUGCCGGUCACAGCCCCCCCACACCCCCCACCACCCCGAAGACAGAGCUCCAGUCUGGGAAGCUGUCGGACUCCAAGAGGGAGGGGGUGGGCGCGGGCUCCAGGGGGGCCCUCGGGCUGGGAGCGGAGGGGCCGUCCGUGGGGCCCUCGUCCUCCGGCGCCAAGCCCCACAUCGACUUCGGCACCAUGGACAUCGGGGAGAUCAGCCACGAGGUCAUGUCCAACAUCGAGCCCUUCGACGUGAACGAGUUCGACCAGUACCUCCCGCCCAACGGUCACCACCAGGGGGCGGUGGCCGGGCCCUCGGCCACGUCCUACGCCUACGCCCUGGCCGCGGCCAGCGGACACUCCGCCUGGCUGUCCAAACAGCAGCAGCAGCAGCAGCAGCAGCACGCCUCCCCUUCCUCCUCCUCCUCUUCCUCCUCCGACCCCUCCAAGGCCCAGAUCAAGAGCGAGUCGGCCUCCGGGAGCCACUACGCCGAGUCCUCGUCCUCGCCGUCCCCAGGGGCCCACGUCACCUACACCCCCCUGAGCCUCCCCCACUACGGCUCCGCCUUCCCCUCCCUGGCCUCCCGGGCUCAGUUUGAGUACGGGGACCACCAGACCCCCGGGGCCUACUACGCCCACUCAGGCCAGUCCUCGGGGCUGUACUCUGCCUUCUCCUACAUGGGCCCAACACAGAGGCCCCUGUACACCACCAUAGGAGACCCCGCCAGCGUGGCCCCCUCCCACAGCCCCACACACUGGGAGCAGCCUGUGUACACCACACUUACCAGACCCUGAGGAGCCCCGCCAAGCCAGAAGAUCAACAACAUAGCCUAUGGGAAGUGUGUGAAUGUGUGUGAUUGUUUGUCUGUGGGUUUAAGGUCUGUGACUGCAUGUGUGUGUGGGUGUGCGUGUGUGUGUGUGUGGGUGUGUGCGUGUGGGUGGGGGUGUUUGUGUGCGUGUAUGUAUAUGUGUGUGUGUGUGUGUGUGUGUGUGUGUGUGCCAAUGCCAUAUUGACGUUAGGAGAUGUUUUUCUUGUUAUGCCAACGCAAGAGGCAAGGCCUUAUGAAGAUUAUGACUCACCCUAAAUAUUUGAAUGCAAAUCAAUGGUCAACAGCCAAUCAAAAUUAAUUCACCUAAACAAAAGCGUGCCAAUAAAAGUGUCGGGAUGUACAGCGAGUUUGUAUAAAAUGAGUUAUAGGUAUAAGUGACAUUUUUGCAGUUGAGUUAGGAUUGUGGGAGGGUUGCUCGACAUGACCUAAGAACCAUGGGUUUAAGACUGACAUAAUCAGAUUAUAUUAACCAAACUAAAGGUUGUUGUUGACAUCAUAGUGUUAUUUUUUAUGAGUAGUAUGUGUAUUAUUAUUGUUGUUGUUGUCGACCUUUAAGGGUGUAACAUUAAUGUGAUUUAAUCUUAAGUGGCUGACCACUGCUUUGGGAAAGGAGACUUAUGUUCAAGAUGGCCGAAUCAUUUUCUUCUUUAACUUUACGGAUAAUUCUCCAUCUUUUAAUUUUUCUUUGUUAAAUGCAACAACAAUUUAAGGGGAAAUAGGACAAAGAGAGGGAAUGAGAAUGUUUAGGAUGCAUUUCAGCUUGCCUAUAUGUCGCCUGGAUUUCAAAAGAUCACAUUACCUCAACUCCAUUCAUGUUGUGCCAAUAGUGGUAGAGAGUUACUAUUCGUCGUCCCGGAUCCAGUAACACGAAGGUAUUCAAGAUGUUUCAGCACUAAACCUUCAGUUUAGUCACUCACUGGACUAUGUUUUCGUGCUUGUUGGUUAACAGGUGUAUACCUCUUUGUGGCCUUAUAUAGUUUUUUUGUUCCUCCAGUUACGGAAGCAAAAAUAUAUACACCAAUUUCUACAACUAGAGUCUUAAGCAAAUCUCUUGGGGUGAAUGGCAAGCUUUGGAGCCUGCUUAUGGAUCAGAGUCCCAUGCACCACAGUUGUAAAGCACAUUUAGGAGAAAAGCAUGCUUGCCGCCCGAAUAUUUCCCUCAUUAUCUCUUCUUAACCCUUCCCCUCGUGAGCAAUGUGAAUCAGUUCUUACCACAGGCUUUUCUUUAUUAUAUGACGCAUACUGUAUAAUUUUUUACUGACCCUCUCAGCGUGUAGUUAUGUUUAUGUAAGUGAUAAUGCAUUUGUGUGUCAAACAUUUGCUUUUACAGUUUUGUAUAAUUCUGGAUAUUUUUUUUUAAUGAUCGAGAUACAUGUUUGGCCAUGUAUGUGCCUUCAUGAAAACAGCGAUGUUGAAAAGUUAUUGAUGUUGUCAACUAUUAAAUCAUUUUAUUUAUCAAAAACCUUUCGCAUUUCUUUUUUUCUCUACUCUU
Messenger RNA from Gadus chalcogrammus (walleye pollock), 3402 nucleotides. Its product is annotated as transcription factor SOX-10-like. The record is from RefSeq and is a predicted model, not a curated record. The transcript has 4 exons. Lineage: Eukaryota; Metazoa; Chordata; Actinopteri; Gadiformes; Gadidae. Gene Ontology annotation, molecular function: RNA polymerase II cis-regulatory region sequence-specific DNA binding; DNA-binding transcription factor activity, RNA polymerase II-specific. Gene Ontology annotation, cellular component: nucleus. Gene Ontology annotation, biological process: morphogenesis of an epithelium; peripheral nervous system development; neural crest cell migration. Bases 385 to 1875 code for a protein of 496 amino acids.